AUGUGUGAACCAGCUGAUCUUAACUCAUGGCGCGAAGUUUUGGUCCUUAUGUUCUACCCCCGAGCUCGUGCAAUGGCCUACCGCAACGCGCUGAUCAAAGAAAAGGCCGUGGUCCACAAUUAUAAGGGCAUUCUCGUUGGCUACACAGAGCAGAUACAACACUUUGAAGGAGACUGGGAUGACCGAAUCUGCGUGGGCGUACUGAAAUUUGCCAACACACGCUUGACAAAGCUCUGGCUUGAAAGUGACCAUCCGGUUCGCCAACCCGACUUCUUGGACCAAGUUGAAAUACUUAUCGUGCCGUUACAGAAAAACGAUAUGAGUCAGAAAGGCUACCCCAUCAUCGAAAUUACCAACCUUCAUCUAAGUUUCAAGGACCUAUACGAAACCAAAUAUCUUCCGGAGCUUGAUUGCCUGGUUCAGAAAUUCGGGGGUGUUCCAUUGAUCGUAUGUCAGAACGAACCGUGGAAGUGGCGCGGGGUUGAGGACCCAGGAAGCAUCAGCAUCAACCAGUGGCCUGACUGGCAAAGCUACGAGAGAUAUUGUGCUAGAGAGGAAACAAAGAAAUUGGAUGACAUGCGGAAAACCAUUGGAAAUGGUUACAAAAUCACUGCUGAACUCAUUACUGACAUUGCGCACACGAUAGAUGAACUGAUCACACUGCACAGGUUGCGUUGGCUUGGCCACGUGCUGCGUAUGCCAGUCGACCGCAUUCCUCGAAGGGCUCUUUUCGCCCGACCAUGUGAAGGGUGGAAGAGAGCCAGAGGCGGUCAAACAAUGACUUGGCAGCGAAGUAUGAAAGCCAUUACCAGCAAACUCAGCUGCGCUGGUCACUGCCGUCUUCCUGGAUGGGGACCCCGAGACGGGCCACAUCAAUGGCUAGAGACAUUAUCAGACAUGGCCCAGUCGCGCCCUCAAUGGCGCUCGUGCAUCCAAGCUAUUGCCUUCAAUGCAU
This is a messenger RNA of Opisthorchis viverrini, 955 nucleotides long. RefSeq lists its product as hypothetical. The annotation marks the transcript as partial. The transcript is spliced from 6 exons. The record is from RefSeq and is a predicted model, not a curated record. NCBI's taxonomy places the organism in Eukaryota, Metazoa, Platyhelminthes, Trematoda, Opisthorchiida, Opisthorchiidae.